This is a messenger RNA of Gossypium raimondii (Peruvian cotton), 2698 nucleotides long. Its product is annotated as glutamate--tRNA ligase, cytoplasmic. Gene Ontology annotation, biological process: glutamyl-tRNA aminoacylation; translation. The transcript is spliced from 7 exons. Gene Ontology annotation, molecular function: ATP binding; glutamate-tRNA ligase activity. Gene Ontology annotation, cellular component: cytoplasm; methionyl glutamyl tRNA synthetase complex; cytosol. Lineage: Eukaryota; Viridiplantae; Streptophyta; Magnoliopsida; Malvales; Malvaceae. The coding region runs from base 338 to 2524 and encodes 728 amino acids. The record is from RefSeq and is a predicted model, not a curated record.
CACCACUAUUUUCUUCUCCAUUCAGCGGCCGCUCCCUCCAAAAAGAAAAAAACUCGUUGUCGCUACCGUCGCCGCCGUCGUUUGUCUUUCCUUCUCCCUUCUUCUCCUUUCACCCCUUGUUUUUUCUUCUGUCGACGUUGCGGAAACUACCGCCGUCGGUAAAGCCAGUCUGUCGGCGGCGACCUUGACCUCCCCUUUCCCGCCAUUCAUUUGUUCGAGCUUCAUUUGCACAUCAUUUUCCAUUCAAGUUUCAGAAAUUCAAGAGGUUUCGUGGGUUUUGAAUUCCUUUUACCAGCAGUGUAAUCUAACUUGAUCCUGUCCUUCCCCUCCCUUGAAUAUGAAGGAAGCAGGGUUGAAACUAUUAUCAUUUCCACCGGAUAGCCCUCCACUUUCCAUCAUCUCCGCCGCUAAGAUUGCGGGAAUUGAUUUACCUAUUCAGACUUCAUCCUCUGCGUCUUCACCCACUUUGUCUUUCUCUAAUGGGCUCAAGUUGCAUGGAAAUUAUGUAAUUCUUCGUUAUAUUGGUCGUCUGGCUCCCAUUCCUAAUUUCUAUGGUGACAAUGCUUUCCAUGCUGCCCAAAUUGAUGAGUGGCUGGAGUACACUCCUACCAUUUCGUGUGGUUCAGAAUUUGAGAAUGCUUGUGGAUACAUGGAGGUAUAUUUGGAGAAACGUACCUUUUUCGUUUCUCAUUAUUUCUCCAUUGCUGACAUAGCUAUAUGGUCAGGUCUUGCUGGAACUGGGCAGAGAUGGGAAAGCAUAAGGAAGUCGAACAAGUACCCAAACCUUGUUCGUUGGUACAAUUCUAUUUCUGCAGAAUACAGCAAUCCCUUGAUGGAAGUUACCGCUUUGUAUGUUGGCAAAAAAGGAUUGGGAAAACCAGUGGCAGCUAAAUCGAAAGAGGUAAAGAAUGUGACCGGGGAUAGUUCUGAUAAGGCUAAAGCCGGUAGCCGGUCUUCCUCCGAAAUAGAUCUUCCUGAUGCUGAGAUGGGAAAGGUGUGGUUGAGAUUUGCUCCUGAACCGAGCGGUUUUCUUCAUAUAGGGCACGCUAAAGCAGCUCUGUUAAAUCAAUACUUUGCUCAAAGGUACCACGGUGAAGUAAUCUUGCGCUUUGAUGAUACAAAUCCCACAAAAGAAAGCAACGAGUUUGUAGAAAAUCUUAUAAAAGAUGUUGAGACAUUGGGUAUCAAGUAUCAAAAGAUCACCUAUACUUCAGAUUACUUUUCAAAGUUAAUGGCUUUGGCUGAAAAGUUGAUAAAAGAGGGGAAAGCCUAUGUGGAUGAUACCCCACGUGAGCAAAUGCAGAAAGAAAGGAUGGAUGGUAUUGAAUCAAAAUGUAGGAGCAACAGCGUUGAGGAAAAUCUGAAGUUGUGGAAGGAAAUGAUUGCUGGCUCUGAAAGGGGAUUGCAAUGCUGCCUUCGUGGGAAGUUAGAUAUGCAAGACCCAAAUAAAUCUCUUAGGGAUCCCGUGUACUACCGCUGCAAUCCAGUUCCCCACCAUCGAAUUGGAUCCAAGUACAAAAUAUACCCAACUUAUGAUUUUGCUUGUCCGUUUGUUGAUGCUGAAGAAGGUAUAACACAUGCACUCCGAUCUAGUGAGUAUCAUGAUCGCAAUGCUCAAUACCAUAGGAUUCAAGAGGAUAUGGGAAUGCGAAAGGUACAUAUAUAUGAGUUUAGUCGAUUGAACAUGGUCUAUACACUUCUCAGCAAGCGUAAACUACUCUGGUUUGUGCAAAACGGUAAAGUAGACGGAUGGGAUGAUCCCCGUUUCCCAACUGUCCAAGGAAUUGUUCGCCGAGGUCUGAAAAUAGAGGCCUUGAUUCAAUUCAUCUUGGAACAAGGGGCAUCCAAAAAUCUCAAUCUUAUGGAAUGGGACAAACUUUGGACCCUUAAUAAGAAGAUCAUUGAUCCUGUUUGUCCUAGGCAUACAGCAGUGAUUGAAGAACGACGUUUGUUAUUGACCUUAACUAAUGGUCCUGAUAAGCCAUUUGUUCGCAUUAUCCCUAGGCAUAAGAAAUAUGAUGGUGCUGGAGAGAAGGCAACUACAUACACAAAGAGGAUAUGGUUAGACUAUGCUGAUGCAGAGUGCAUCUCAGUGGAUGAGGAGGUAACCUUAAUGGAUUGGGGAAAUGCCAUCGUGAAAGAAAUCAUUAAGGAUCAGGAUGGAAACAUAACCCAGUUAGUAGGAGUUUUGCAUCUUGAAGGAUCUGUCAAGACAACAAAGUUGAAGCUCACGUGGCUAGCAGAAACAAAUGAACUGGUUAACCUUUCCUUGGUGGAGUUUGACUAUCUAAUAACAAAGAAGAAGCUGGAAGAAGGAGAGGAUUUCCUAGAUGCACUAAACCCAUGUACGAAAAAGGAGAUCGCAGCCAUCGGAGAUUCCAACAUGCACAAUUUAAAGCAAGGAGAGAUAUUGCAGCUGGAGAGGAAAGGCUACUACAGAUGUGAUGUGCCCUUUACUAGACCUUUAAAGCCUGUGGUUUUGUUUGCAAUUCCUGAUGGCAGGCAGCAAAGUGUGAUGAAGUAAGCAUUUUACACUAUCUUUCAUUUUGAUCCUUAAAGUGACUCCAAUAGAAGAUUUGAGCCCUUGCUAUUCUCUCCACAUUUUUGGCUAACAUUUAGAUUGUUCUUGUUUUAUACUGUCAUCAUGAACAAAAAAGUGUGUUCUGAGUAAUAAUAUUACAUGACACUUCCCUUUUCA